UGUACGCAAUAUCAAAAUUCGUCAUUCGUUUGUUUGGCAUUCAACCUCGAGUUUUUAUAGAUUUCGAUGAACCUGUUUCAUAUCAGUGUGCUGUUCUGUUUCCAUGGCACCUCAAUCAGUUUGAAGAACAGUGAAUAUGCAGAAAAACAACCCAACAUAAUUUACAUUCUGAGUGAUGACUUAGGGCAUUCUGAUGUUGGUUUUACAAAUGGCCAUGUCGAAACUCCAAAUCUGAACAGGCUCGCAAGGGAAGGAGUUUUACUAACGCAGAACUACGUUCAACAAGUUUGCUCUCCAACAAGAGGUGCUCUCAUGUCAGGAAGAUAUCCCAUCCACACGGGGUUACAACACGACGUUAUCUAUCCUGGCCAACCUUGGGGACUUCCUUUAGAUGAGACCAUAAUACCUCAGGUCCUCAAGGAGUACAACUACUCUACUCAUGCGGUGGGGAAGUGGCAUAUGGGCAUGCAUAAAUGGGCCUUUACACCGCUUUAUAGAGGAUUUGAUGAUUUCUUUGGCUACUACUUGGGAGGACAGAACUACGAUUCCCAUCGAAAUUCGAAAGGCUUGGACUUAAGAAGUGACUACUUUGAUGAAAAUGGAAAGUUUGUGGACGAACUACGUUGGGAUUUGGACGGAAGAUAUAGCGCAGAGUUGUAUUCAGAGCGCACAGUAGAUCUGGUUAACAAGCUCAAAUCUCAGGAGGACCCUUUCUUCAUUUACUUAGCUUAUCAAAGUGUCCAUGCUCCACAUAUGGUUCCUCAAAGAUACCUCGACCAAUUUUCCUCCCACAUCACAGAUGAAAAGGAAAAGGUAUUCGCUGCAAUGGUAAGCUCUAUGGAUGAAGGAAUUGGGAACAUCACCCAAGCAUUAGAGAGCACAGGUUUGGCAGACAACACAAUUAUUGUAUUCAGUUCAGACAAUGGUGGCAAUGUGAACUGUGUAGGAAAAGUGACCUCAAGCAAUUAUCCUUACAGAGGCGGUAAACGGGCUCUUUAUGAAGGUGGCGUUAGGUCCCCUUCAUUCAUAUGGGGUAGAAACAGGUUAGCUCCUUCCAAGUCUGACGCCAUGAUACAUGUCACUGACUGGCUGCCAACUUUCUGGUCACUGGCUAGUCUCCAAGGCAAAUUGAACCCUAAUAAUCCUAUCAAAACAAAACCACUUGAUGGAAUUGAUCAAUGGCUGGCUAUUUCAGAGAACUUGCCAUCUAACAGAACCGAAUUUGUUAUAAACAUUGACCCCAAACCAGUGGCUUGCGGUCAUAGAGUGCCACAUGCAGGACUGAGAUGGAAUGAGUGGAAGCUUAUCAUUGGUGCUGGUGGUCCUCCGAACGGUUGGUAUCCAGCUCCAGAACUAACUGACAUUGAGAAAACCUGUGGACAUCACGACAGCUACAUUGAGUUAUACAACAUCAUUGAGGAUCCAUCGGAAACUAGAAAUGUGUCAGACAAGUUUCCAGACAUUGUCCAGAUGCUUACAGAAAAGAUAAAGGCUUAUAAUGCCACGGCUGUGCCUUUGGGGAACAAACCACAUGAUCCAGCUUCCAACCCAGCAAACUUCAAUUUUACCUGGAUGCCUUGGCUGGACAUGUUUGCUGAAGUUCCUGAUGAAACUUAUACACUUACUAAAGAUCUGUGGCUAGAUGGAAACCAGUUGACUGAAGAUGAUGUUCUCUCCUCGAUGGAUGCAUGCUUCGAUUCAGAUCCGGAUUCUGUCGAAUUUUGACAUGGGUUCUUGUCUGGGAAGUGGAAAUACUUUGAUUUCAUGCCUAUAUACGUAUCUAAGAUUGUGAAUUGUCAAAAAUUGUCAUGCUAUUUAACGGAAUGGUGUCAAAAUACGUGAGCAAUAUUCCAGGAAUAUGGUCACUUCCUCAGUUUCUAUGCUUCUUAUGUUGAGGUGACAUUUUAAUAAUAUGUGGUCGUAUUUUGACAAGAAAAUUGAUAUUAUAAUUAAGUUACCCAACUUGACGGUCGGGAAUUGAGUCGGGAACGUGACAUAAUAUGGUUAGUUCCCCAUCAUUCUUCCCUUCCAGAAUGUGGAAUGUAUGUAUCUAUUUUUAGGUUUUUCGUUGUGAUUUUGAUUAAU
Molecule: messenger RNA, 2085 nt
Organism: Bolinopsis microptera
Lineage: Eukaryota; Metazoa; Ctenophora; Tentaculata; Lobata; Bolinopsidae
Product: arylsulfatase B-like
Exons: 2
Coding region: 67-1725 (552 amino acids)
Source: RefSeq, a predicted model, not a curated record